Molecule: messenger RNA, 5521 nt
Organism: Ictalurus punctatus (channel catfish)
Lineage: Eukaryota; Metazoa; Chordata; Actinopteri; Siluriformes; Ictaluridae
Gene: cwc22
Product: CWC22 spliceosome associated protein homolog
Exons: 21
Coding region: 14-3199 (1061 amino acids)
Biological process (GO): mRNA splicing, via spliceosome
Cellular component (GO): catalytic step 2 spliceosome
Molecular function (GO): protein binding; RNA binding
Source: RefSeq, a predicted model, not a curated record
GAGAUAGGAAAACAUGGCGGCGGAACACGAAGCGGUUAUGGAUUUGAGUUCGCCUUCAAAAGAUGAGCGUUCCAGUCCAGGAGGAGCGCGUGAUCCUGAGAAGACGACGAGGAGCUCCAGUUCUUCAGAUGACAGCGACAGCGAUGGAGACGAGCACAUGAGAAGGAGGGACGGUGAACGGCGUAGUCCUUCUCCAGAGAGAAGAAGAGACGACGCAGAUGAACAAGCGGAUCAAGACGCAUCACCGAGACGGUCGUCCAGGUCCAGCGGCUCAGACGGUAGCAGCAGCAGUGAGGAGGACAGUGACGAUGGUGUGAUGCACAAACUGAAGAGCAGCGUGGCACACAUCAGGCGUGAUGCUCAGGACGAGAGCAGCAGACCCAGACGCAGGAGUUCCUCUGCGGACAGGAAAGGCAGUGGAAGGUCGUAUUCCCGCUCUUGCUCCAGAUCUCCGUCUCCACAGAGACGCACAGACCGAGCCCGCAGGUCUCGAGAUCGCGAUGGAGACCGGCGUUCUGAUCGGCGCUCCAGCCGUGACCGAGAUGGAGCUCGAGAGAGGUUCAGGUCCAGAAGGGAAAGAUCUGCGUCUCCAUCACAGAGAGAGAAACCCCCUGCUGAUGAGCCUCCAGUUAAGAAGAGGAAGGAGGAGCUGGACCCCAUCCUCACCCGCACCGGAGGAGCGUACAUUCCCCCGGCCAAGCUGCGCAUGAUGCAGGCCCAAAUCACCGACAAGAGCAGUCUGGCGUACCAGAGGAUGAGCUGGGAAGCGCUGAAGAAGUCCAUCAACGGUCUCAUCAACAAAGUAAACGUGUCCAACAUCGGCAACAUCAUCCAGGAGCUGCUGCAGGAGAACAUCGUCCGCGGCAGAGGUCUGCUGGCGAGGUCCGUGCUUCAGGCUCAGGGAGCCUCUCCUAUCUUUACCCACGUCUACGCCGCUGUGGUGGCCAUCAUCAACUCCAAAUUCCCACAGAUCGGAGAGCUCAUCCUCAAGAGGCUCAUCCUCAACUUCCGCAAAGGCUACAGACGAAACGACAAACAACAAUGUCUCACAGCCUCUAAGUUUGUGGCUCACCUCAUCAAUCAGAAUGUGGCUCAUGAAGUGCUGUGUUUGGAGAUGCUGACUCUGCUCUUGGAGCGUCCCACUGAUGACAGCGUGGAGGUGUCCAUCAGCUUCCUGAAGGAGUGUGGCCUGAAACUCUCAGAGGUUUCCCCCCGGGGCAUUAAUGCCAUCUUUGAGCGCUUGAGGAACAUCCUACACGAGUCAGAGGUCGAUAAGCGUGUGCAGUACAUGAUUGAGGUGAUGUUUGCCAUCAGGAAGGAUGGCUUUAAGGACCAUCCCAUAAUUCCAGAAGGCCUGGACCUGGUGGAGGAAGAGGACCAGUUCACUCACAUGCUUCCUCUGGAGGAUGACUACAACACAGAGGACGUGCUCAAUGUCUUCAAGAUGGAUCCUGACUUCGUGGAGAAUGAAGAGAAGUACAAGGCGAUUAAGAAGGAAAUUCUGGACGAGGGCAGCAGCGACUCGGACAACGAUGCAGAAGGCAGCGACGAAGAGGAGGCCGAGGAGGAAGACGAAGAUGCAGAAGCCGGAGAAGACAAAGUCACCAUUUUCGACAAGACGGAGGUGAACCUGGUAUCGUUUCGCCGCACCAUUUAUCUGGCCAUUCAGUCAAGCUUGGACUUUGAGGAAUGCGCUCACAAGCUGAUCAAGAUGGAUUUCCCGGAGAGCCAGACGAAGGAGCUGUGUAACAUGAUCCUGGACUGCUGCGCCCAGCAGAGAACCUACGAGAAGUUCUUUGGUCUUCUGGCUGGGAGGUUCUGCUUGUUGAAGAAGGACUACAUGGAGAGCUUCGAGGCCAUCUUCCAGGAGCAGUACGACACCAUUCACAGGCUGGAGACCAACAAGCUGCGCAACGUGGCUAGAAUGUUCGCGCACCUCCUCUAUACAGACUCCGUCCCGUGGAGCGUUCUAGAGUGCAUGCGAAUGAGCGAGGAGACGACAACGUCCUCCAGUCGUAUUUUCGUCAAGAUCCUCUUCCAGGAGCUGUGCGCUUACAUGGGGCUUCCGAAGCUCAACGAGAGACUCAAGGACACGACCCUGCAGCCGUUCUUUGAAGGCCUGUUCCCUCGCGACAACCCGAGGAACACGAGAUUCGCCAUCAAUUUCUUCACCUCCAUCGGCCUGGGCGGACUCACAGAUGAGUUAAGAGAGCAUCUGAAGAAUGCCCCUAAGAUGAUCAUGACCCAGAACCAGGAUGUCGAGUCAUCUGACUCUGACUCCUCCUCCUCCUCGUCCUCAUCAUCAGAUUCCUCAUCCUCGGGCAGUGACAGCAGUGACUCGGAUUCCUCCAGUGACUCAGACUCCAGCAGUUCCGGAUCUUCAGGAAAGCCAUACCGUGGUGAACGUGCAGCAAAAGUUGCUCUUAAUGUGCGAGACCGCGGGAGAAGGGUCUCGCCUGACGUACGAGGGAGAAGAGACUCCCCUGGUGUGAGAGAGCGCAGGCGAAAGGACUCUCCUGUUGCGCGAGAACGCUUGCGAAAGGACUCUCCUGUUGCGCGAGAACGCUUGCGAAAGGACUCUCCUGUUGCGCGAGAACGCUUGCGAAAGGACUCUCCUGUUGCGCGAGAACGCUUGCGAAAGGACUCUCCUGUUGCGCGAGAACGCUUGCGAAAGGAGUCUCCUGUUGCGCGAGAACGCUUGCGAAAGGAGUCUCCUGUUGCGCGAGAACGCUUGCGAAAGGAGUCUCCUGUUGCGCGAGAACGUUUGCGAAAGGACUCUCCUGUUGCGCGAGAACGCUUGCGAAAGGACUCUCCUGUUGCGCAAGAACGCUUGCGAAAGGACUCUCCUGUUGCGCAAGAACGCUUGCGAAAGGACUCUCCUGUUGCACGAGAACGCUUGCGAAAGGACUCUCCUGACCGGGGAGAACGCAAGGACCGGCAAUACAAAAACAGCAGAGAGACCGAGGACUCGCGCAAAAACAAGGACACCAAAAGUGACUCGCAGAGAGACCGAGAUUGCCGACGCAGCCGAGUGAAAGCGAGGUCAAAGUCAAAAUCGCCUGAGAGAAGCAGCAAGGAUGUUUCCUCCAAAGAUUCGUACAGGAACGGAGUGGAGCGGGAGGACAAGGAGAGCCGGUACAGAGGCUCCAGGAGGAGAGAGGACAGGAGUCUAGAGAGAUCACCAAGGCGACACAGAUAGCCCACGGCACGAGAAAAAUCAGAAUUAUUACGUCGCAACCUUAACUUUGGACCACGAAAUGCAGUGUCUCUUCGCAAAGUAGCAGUGCAUUGUGGGAAAUACGGAUGGUUUUAGAUUCCCACUGGACUGUAGAAAUGGGAGGAAAGUGUUUGUUUGUAACCUGGAGGACAUUUUGUAUUUUGAGUUCCCUAAAAAUGUUUUGUGUUUAUAUGACCAUUAAAAUAAUCAAUCAAAAGACUAGCUUCCGUCUUCAAUUUGAAACGUGCACUGGAUUCAUUAAUAUGUCGCGUCUCGCCAGCAACGUUUACACGAAGAGCAGAAUAAACAGCAAACGAUCACGUCUUUGCACACGUCCUUGCUGGGGUUUACCUAUAGGCUACGUAGCGAAGAACGGUUUUUUUUUUUUUUUUUUGACAAUAUCUGCAAAAUAUGAAACCAAUGUAAAGAUUUAUGAAUGAGCUAAACCUGCAACUUGGGUAACUUUUGGGGAGUUAGAUUCCACACUUAAAGGUUUCACUUUCCAUCGAAUGUGGGUAUAAACAUAAAUACGAGCGCACAAACCAUUCAGUGAGCCCUCGAUCCCUGCAGAUGGGGGCGGCGCCAUCCAGGAAAAGACCACAUCCACCAAGACGGAAACAUUUCAAUAAAGGAUAACGGGGAGUCAGUUUAUAUUGCACUGAUAUCUGAGGACUCGUCCAUCUAAAGGGUCACGUGGAGCCAAACCUUGCCGGUGAAAUAAAUAAAUGCCCCCUACAGUACAACAGAGCGGGCAGUUACAUUCUUAAUUGCUUCAUUUUAUAGCACUUUUUACAUGAUUGACAUGUUGAAGUGUCAAUCCUGUCCUUUUAUCAUUCGUCUGUUUGGAAUUUUUCUUAUUUAAAAAAAUAAAUAAAUAAAUCAUCCUGAACGAGACAGACUUUAUUCCAUAAUUGCAGAAGGUCGUAAUAUUCCAUUAAAUAUCGGUUUGUUUAUUCCCUUGCUUUGUGACAGGAAAUGUAACGUUCAGCCUGCCAGACAGCCCGUCUCUCCUUUUCUUAUUCAUUCUGUAAAGAAAACGACACACAAACCGACACUGUCGCUUCUAAUCUGACGAGCGCUGACGCUGAUGUGUCCUUUCUGCCCUCCAGGAGCUCGGAAAGAACACCGCUAUUCUUUAAUAAAGCCCUCGUUCACUUCUCGGAGGGUAAACGGUGAACGCCUAUCCUAGAAACGCGUCCUGCCUUUGUAGUCGGCUGUAGAUUGUCCUUUGUGAUCACGCAGCAGCCAAUCACCCGCUAGUUGGAGUGCUGGAUGUGGAUAAGAGAGCAGAGGCACUGUGGAUUGAUGGGUAGUCAGGUAAAUAGACUUCAUUGAACCAGUGGAAGUCGUUUUCAGUGUCUCUAUUUGGUUUCAGAGUUUGACAGUAAAUACAGCAGAUGAAAAGGUUCCUCUUUUUUUUUUUUUUUUCUUUUUCCUUUUUCCUUUUACGCCGUACCAGCGUCUGCCUCGUUUUUAGAGCUCCGACAAAAUUCAAAGAUAAAUUGAGGAGUAGACGCUCUUGAUGUCCAUGGAGAAAUUUGUGUGCAAUACGGAGUAUAAAGUGCAUAAAAUAAGUGUAACGUGUGCCAGCAGGAAAAUAAGAAUGAUCUCCUACUCGAGUCAUUCACUUAACGGAGGGAAUUAUGGAUAAAAAGACGUGAUUGAUCCUCCAUGGGGGAAAGGAGACAUAAACCUGUACACCGUAAACAACGUGUGCUGGAGCCAAUUGGAAAGGAUGGUGAGAUGGGAGAUCAGUGGAUAGUUGGAUGUAUGUGAGAGUGGGUGAUUUUUUUUUUUUUUGUUAUUAUUAUUUUUUAAAUGAUCAAUAUGAGAAUGAUGGGUAAAUUGGGAAUAGAUGGAUGGAGGAGUUGGUGAUGAAUAGAUGUAAUGCUGGAUAGAUGGAGGAAGGAAUAGGAAGAAAGAUUUCAGUUCGAUGGAUCAGAUGAAUCAGGAUGAUAAAUGGAUGGAAGGAGGAAUUAAUGGAAGAGUGGAUGAUGGUUUGAAGUAUGAGAAUGGGAGGAGGAUGGAUGGAAGAGUGGAUGAUGAAUGGAGGGAUGACCAGGAGAAUAGAUGGUAAGUAGAGGAGUUGUCAGAGGAUGAUAAAGAGAAGGAAGGACUGGUAGAAUCGACGGAUGAAUGGGAAUGUUUACGAUAAAUGAAUAGGUGGAUGGAACAGAUCACAAGAAAUUAAUAAAUGUAUUUAAGAGUUUACGAUAAAAUUAACUGAUGGAUGGAAGAGUUCGUGUUAAUUUAAUUGACGGAUAGAUGAGAGUUUAGGAUAAAUGAAUAGAUGGAUUGAAGAGG